This is a messenger RNA of Benincasa hispida (wax gourd), 848 nucleotides long. The record is from RefSeq and is a predicted model, not a curated record. NCBI's taxonomy places the organism in Eukaryota, Viridiplantae, Streptophyta, Magnoliopsida, Cucurbitales, Cucurbitaceae.
UUGCAUUUUUGUAUAGUAUAUCCCCAAAACCCCAUUUAUCCCAAAAAAAAAUGUCAAUUGUUAGUGAUUUGUUUGGUAAUUACCAAGAAAGUUUCUUGUGGAACAAUAAUCACAAUGAGAGUUUUAUUUCCGGAGAAGAGAGUUCAUUUGACUUCAAUUACUUGAAAGAGAUGUUGUUUGAUGAUAUGUUUGUCGAGGUGGCCGAAGGAACAACGUCGUCGGAUUCGAGCUCUUGUUCAUCUCCGGUGGUGAUGCAAGUUAAAGAGGAAAUAGAGGAAGAAGGGAGUUUUAGCGACGACAUCGUAGUGCAAGAAGACCAAUCACAUAAGGAGGAGAGGGUUUAUCGAGGGGUGCGGAGGAGGCCGUGGGGGAAAUAUGCAGCCGAGAUUAGGGAUUCGACUCGACAAGGUGUGAGGGUGUGGUUGGGGACAUUUGAUAGUGCCGAGGCGGCUGCAUUGGCGUAUGACCAAGCCGCAUUUUGCAUGAGAGGAGGGCUAGCUACGCUUAACUUUCCGGUCGAGGUUGUUCGAGAGUCGCUCCGAGAGAUGAAGUAUCGAUGGGAGGCCGGGUGCUCGCCGGUCUUGGCGCUUAAGCGGCGCCACUCGAUACGGAGGAAGAAGAUGGCUGAGGUGGAGAAGAUGGAGAAGAAGAUGAUGAAGAAGAAGAAAACUGUAGUUGUUUUUGAGGAUUUAGGUGUUGAGUACUUAGAAGAACUUUUAAGUUUGACUUCUUAAUUGUGGGUCAUUAGGGAUGAUUAAUUCUUUUGCCCUCUAUUCUUUCCUUCUUUUCUUCAUUUUAUAAUAGCUAAACUAGUAUCAAUAAUCUUCUAUAGAUUAAAAGUUCAAAUU